Aureobasidium pullulans EXF-150 is the source of this 3921-nucleotide messenger RNA. RefSeq lists its product as uncharacterized. Gene Ontology annotation, cellular component: cytosol. NCBI's taxonomy places the organism in Eukaryota, Fungi, Ascomycota, Dothideomycetes, Dothideales, Saccotheciaceae. The transcript has 2 exons. Gene Ontology annotation, molecular function: diphosphoinositol pentakisphosphate kinase activity; inositol hexakisphosphate kinase activity; 5-diphosphoinositol pentakisphosphate 1-kinase activity. Gene Ontology annotation, biological process: inositol metabolic process; inositol phosphate biosynthetic process. The record is from RefSeq and is a predicted model, not a curated record. Bases 1 to 3921 code for a protein of 1306 amino acids.
AUGAACCGCGACAACACUCUCCCACCGCCCGUUCAGUCCGAGCCCAACUCGACUGCAACCUCCCCUAGAGCCAGCAUGUUCGCUACCUUCCCCCGCAACCCUCCCCCGUCCUCGAACGCGAACCCUCGGGGCAGAACUCCGCAAUCGAGAAGAGUUAGCAGCAGCACAGUCAACAGCGCAUCUCCUAGUACCGAGCGCCCUGAACAAGACAAGCCCGUACCCAUUGGCAAGAUCGGUAUCUGCGCUCUUGACAGCAAGGCCAGAAGCAAGCCCAGUCGUAACAUUCUGAACAGGCUCAUCAAAGAGGGCGAGUUCGAGGUCAUUGUCUUUGGUGACAAGGUCAUCCUGGACGAAGAUGUCGAGAAUUGGCCCGUCUGCGACUUUCUCAUCUCCUUCUUCUCCGAAGGCUUCCCUCUGGACAAGGCUAUCGCAUACGCCAAACUGCGCAAACCCUUCUGUGUUAAUGACCUACCCAUGCAGACCAUCCUCUGGGAUCGCCGUAUCUGCCUACAAAUCCUCACAAAGCUCAACGUCCCCACGCCCGAACGUGUCGAAGUCAACCGCGACGGAGGUCCCAAGGUGCAAUCUGCCGACAUUGCCCAGAGAUGCUUCGAGAAGACUGGCCUCCGAUUCCCUGUACUGGGCAGCCAGCCCGAGCCCGAGUCACAGCAAACCGCAAACCCUGUCGUGGAAUUGCUGGACGAUGGCGACACCAUCUCAGUCGACGGCAAGACUCUGACCAAGCCUUUCGUCGAGAAGCCCACCGACGGCGAAGAUCACAACAUCCACAUCUACUAUCCUAAGAGCCAGGGAGGAGGUGGCAGAAGAUUGUUCCGCAAGGUCAACAACAAGAGUUCGGAAAAGGACGAGACUUUGACAGUACCCAGAUCUAUCACAGAACCUGGAAGCAGCUACAUCUACGAACAGUUCCUUAAGGUGGAGAAUGCUGAAGAUGUCAAGGCUUACACCGUCGGUCCCGAAUACUGCCACGCUGAGACCAGAAAGUCCCCUGUCGUUGAUGGUGUCGUCAAGCGUAACCCCAACGGUAAGGAGGUUCGCUAUGUCACAAGCUUGAGCAAGGUAGAGGCCGGUAUGGCCUCAAGAAUUGCCGAAGGUUUCGGACAACGCGUGUGUGGUUUUGACCUGCUCCGUGUGGGCGAGAAGAGUUACGUUAUCGACGUCAAUGGCUGGAGUUUUGUCAAGGAUAACAACGACUACUACGACAAAUGCGCAAACGUCCUGAAGAGCAUGUUUAUCCGCGAAAAGGUCAGAGUGGAGAACAAGCAACAGCAACAACAACAGCAACAGCAGCAACAGGCUACUUCCGCUCCCACGUCGGCACCAGAGGACAACUACGAAAGAGAAGCUCCUGGAACACACCGUAAAAGCACCGUCUCAAACCACCGCAGCCAUCUCAAGUCAGUCUUCCGCUCCGCCAGCGCCAACAGACUACGAGAAAUGGCCAACAAGAAGCCUGGCUCGCCCGAAAUAUCCCAGCUCCCGUCUCCUAUCACCUCACCGCCAAACUUCGAGACGCUCCCUCUUCCUCGCAGUCCCGGCAUUCCUCAAACAGAGCAGCUCCCUCCUGCUAUGCUUGAUGAGAAUCACCAGUACCAGACUUUGCAGGAGUCUAUCCACGAAGAGGAACACCAUGAGCCCGUCCCCGCCCCUGCUUCCAAGUCGCAAUGGAAGCUCAAGGGAAUGGUUGCUGUCAUUCGUCAUGCCGACCGUACACCCAAGCAAAAGUUCAAGUUCACCUUCCACACAAAGCCUUUCGUCGAUCUGCUCAAGGGUCAUCGUGAGGAAGUCUUGCUUGUCGGAGAAGCUGCCCUGAAGAGCGUACAGGAAGCCGUCCAACAAGCCCUGCGCGAGGGCGAGGAGGACCAGACCAAGCUCCGCACUCUGUCCAACGCACUUGACAAGAAGGGUAGCUGGCCCGGUACAAAGGUCCAGAUCAAGCCCAUGUUCCGUAAGAGAAGACAGGAAGAGCUCCCCGCCGAACUCCAGGACAAGGUUUCCGUCGAUCAGGACGGCAAUGCAAAGCCAAAGGCUGAUCCUCUGCAGACUGUUGAUGCAGAGGCUGCUGACAAGCACUCGCGCAGUGAGUCCAUGUCGGACGUAACAUUGUCCAGGAUCUCCGCUGCCGAGAACAACCUUGUACUCGACAAGCUGCAGCUCGUCAUGAAGUGGGGUGGUGAACCUACUCAUUCUGCUCGUUAUCAAGCUCAGGAUCUUGGUGAUAACAUGAGGAACGACCUGCUCUUGAUGAACAAAGAUGCCCUCAGAGAUGUUCGCGUCUUCACCUCAUCAGAACGUCGUGUCUCUACCAGUGCCCAAAUCUUCACCGCCUCCUUUUUGGACCAGAAAGAGCUUGAUCCAGACUUCAUCUCGGUCCGUAAGGAUCUUCUGGACGAUUCGAAUGCAGCCAAGGAUGAGAUGGACAAGGUCAAGAAGAAGCUGAAGGGGCUUCUCCGCCAAGGCAAGCAAGCUCCCGAGCAGUUUGCUUGGCCCAAGGACGGCACUCCCGAGCCUUACUUGGUUGUCCGCAGUGUCGUUGAGCUGAUGAAGUUCCACCGUCGCGUCAUGCUUCAGAACUUCACCAGACUUCGUCCUGAAGGAGAAGGAGGACCACCUAUCAAAAGCCCACCUAGCAAUGCCUCAUCGGCCAGCCUUGAGACAACCAAGAGCGAGACUACUGGUCUUGACGCCAAACAGAUCCAGUCAAGAUGGUGCUGCGGUGAAGAUGCCUCGUUGUUCAAGGAACGUUGGGAGAAGCUCUUCAAGGAAUUCACCGAUGCCGAAAAGGUCGACCCUAGUAAGAUUAGUGAGCUCUACGACACGAUGAAGUUUGAUGCCCUGCACAAUCGUCAGUUCCUUGAAUGGGUCUUUACCCCAAGCGGCGACAUGGUUGAUGACGACCAAGAACGACCCGACACUCUCAAGCGUACCGCCUCUGCAGACAUGAGAGAAGAGUUUGGUCAGACACACGAAGGUCUCAAACCAGCAAAGGAGGCGACUCAACCCGACAAGGACGGCCAGCCUGCCAAGCAGCAAGACAAGGAGAAGAGUGAUGAUAAAGACAAAUUAUCUCACAUGGCAAGCUUGAGAAGACGUUCCGAGAAUGCUUCCACGACCUUCAAGAACGCUCAAGCUACUUUGGCUAAUCGUGUCUCUGGUCACCCCGAGUCGUACUUCUCGCUCUUCACCGGCAACAGAGAUCUUCCCGAGUCAAAGGCAAAGAUUGACGAGCGUCUCGAGAAACUGAGAGAGCUGUACCGUUUCUCGAAGGUACUCUUCGACUACAUUGGUCCUCAAGAGUAUGGUAUGCUGGAGAGCGAGAAGCUCGAGAUUGGUCUUCUAACCAGUCUUCCCUUGCUCAAGGAGAUUGUCACCGAUCUGGAGGAAGUGCAAGCGUCCGAAGACGCCAAGUCGUUCAUCUACUUCACCAAGGAAUCUCACAUCUACACUCUCCUCAACUCCAUCAUUGAAGGUGGUGUGCAAACCAAGAUUGCCCGCAACGCCAUCCCCGAACUCGACUACCUUUCGCAAAUCUGCUUCGAACUCUAUGAAUCUCAGAACGAAGCACCCACAGACGGCUCCGAAGGCAGCUGCUUCAACUACAGCAUUCGCAUCACCCUCUCGCCUGGUUGUCAUGCUUUCGACCCGCUUGACGUCCAGCUUGACAGCAAGCACUGUAUUGGCUGCACUCCUCGCAGAAGUCUGACCCCUCAUGUUGAGUGGAAGGAGAUUCUCGAGACACUGAGAGCCAAAUUCCACACUGUCAAAUUGCCCAAGAGUUUCCUGGCCGUCAACUUGAGUGAGAAGGUUCCUCAGGCCUUUGCUGCUCCAGAAGAGGGUUCUGCUGAGCCCAAGGUUGUUGGUGUGGAGGCCAGUCCCAUUGCUCCUGCUCAUCAACCUUGA